Messenger RNA from Musa acuminata AAA Group (dessert banana), 1026 nucleotides. RefSeq names its product cytokinin dehydrogenase 5-like. The transcript is spliced from 3 exons. NCBI's taxonomy places the organism in Eukaryota, Viridiplantae, Streptophyta, Magnoliopsida, Zingiberales, Musaceae. The record is from RefSeq and is a predicted model, not a curated record. Gene Ontology annotation, biological process: cytokinin metabolic process. Bases 1 to 1026 code for a protein of 341 amino acids. Gene Ontology annotation, molecular function: FAD binding; cytokinin dehydrogenase activity.
AUGUUGAGCGGAGUGAAUGCUAUAUUUGGCAAGGUUUCUGGUUGGUGGUAUGAUACUUGUGCUACCAUCCAUGCUUGCUAUGAUAAAACACUCUUUAAGACUUACAAAGAAGUCACAAAAAGGCAAGAGAUUCAAAUGGGAAAUGAAGUUCGUUCUAAGCCGACCUGCACCAGCAGCAGCGACUUCUGGGGCCGGUCUCGGCUCCUCGGCCACGUGCGCGGCUCGGCCCCGCGCGCCUCGCCUGCCUCGGCCCCACGCGCGCGGCCAGCCCGCGCGUCCCGGCUCUUCGGCCCCCACGCGCGCGGCUCGGCCCCCGCGCGCCUCCGCCCGCGUCGGCCCCUCGGUCCCACGCGCGCGGCCCGCUGGUUGCCGGUCUCCGCAAGGGGACACGGCCACUCGGUCAAGGGCCAGACGCUCUCGCCGGACGGCGUCGUGGUCCAGAUGAGUCGCGGCCGGAUCGCGCCCCGCUCGGAGCCGACGUGCUCGCCGUCCACGGGCGAGCACUAUGUCGACGCCUCGGGGGGUGAUCUCCAGGUCGAUGUGUUGAACUGGACGCUAGCCAACGACGGCCUCGCGCCCAAGUCGUGGACCGACUACCUCUACUUGUCGGUCGGCAGCACUCUCUCCAACGCCGGCGUAAGCGGGCAAGCCUUUCACCACGGACCUCAGAUCAGCAAUGUCCACGAGCUCGAUAUGGUCACAGGCAAGGGCGAGCUGAUAACAUGCUCAGAGGAGCAGAACUCAGAGCUGUUCCAUGGAGUUCUCGGUGGUCAGGGACAGUUUGGGAUCAUCAUCAGAGCCCGGAUUGCACUGGAGACAGCUCCUCACGGGGUGAGAUGGAUCCGAGUACUGUACUCCGACUUCGCGGCCUUCACCAGAGACCAGGAGCUCCUCGUCUCGCUCCACAGCGUCCACCGGAGCGAAAGGUUCGACUACAUCCAAGGCUUCGUCAUCAUUGAUGAAGGCCUCAUCAACAACUGGAGGUCGUCCUUCUUCUCCCCCAAGAACCCUGUUAAGAUCUUCUAA